AUGAUGGUCGGGCUGGUGUACCUAGGAGGACCUGGGGAGUCGGCCGGAUGGCUCAAGCCAGUGGUUGUGGGGAAAAACCGCAAACCACGAGGACUCAAGGACAUUAUGACGAAACUUCCGGUAGAGUACCAUGAGAGUGCUUCAGCCUGGUUCAACCAGGACGUCACAACGAAUUGGUUUCACCGGUCGUUUGAUCCAUCGGGUGUUAUCGAGAGCGUCAAGAGGCAUUACAGAAACUUGUACCUCCAGCAGUGCCUUGUCGUGGUCGAGGAUGGGAUGGAUGAGCCGGAUUAUGUGGACACUAGGAGGAGGAAGACCAUAGAAAACUUCAACGACUACAAAAUUAAGGACGCUAUAUUUAACUUGGCCGAGGCUUGGCAGCAGGUGCCUCUUGCAACACUUCGCCAUGCCUGGUGCAAGUUGCUAAAAACUCCCAAAAUUCCAUCGCUUGGUCGUAAAGAGUUUGAGGGACUCGAGAUUCCCAGGAUCGUGAAGAUGCUGCAAGAAGCUGGACAGGGAGAAUUCCAGCCCGAGGAGCUGGUGGAGUGGGCGGAGGAAGACUUUGGUGUGCCAGGCUACCACCACUUGACCGAGGAGGAGAUAGCCAGCAGUGUGCAGGGUGGUGAGACAACUGCUGAGGAGAAAGAGGAGGAUGAGGAAGAAAGAACUGCACAGGGCCCGUCUCUGGCAGCAGGGCUGGAAUCCAUUGCCACCUGCCUUAGUCUUAUAGACCGUGUAGGGAAACCCCUUGCCAACCACUACGAGGGUCUGAGAGUUUUGAGGAGGCAGGUUAUACAGCUUCAGCAGGCCAAGCUUAAGGUCGGGUCUGAGGCCGGCAGGAAGGAAACUCAGGAGCCUGAAACGUCCCUGUGGCGCAUGGUCUUGGUACGGCUCCAUGAGAGUUGCUAG
This is a messenger RNA of Eriocheir sinensis (Chinese mitten crab), 909 nucleotides long. RefSeq names its product tigger transposable element-derived protein 7-like. The coding region runs from base 1 to 909 and encodes 302 amino acids. The transcript has 5 exons. NCBI's taxonomy places the organism in Eukaryota, Metazoa, Arthropoda, Malacostraca, Decapoda, Varunidae. Gene Ontology annotation, molecular function: nucleic acid binding. The record is from RefSeq and is a predicted model, not a curated record.